This is a messenger RNA of Jaminaea rosea, 381 nucleotides long. RefSeq names its product putative DNA-directed RNA polymerase II 14.5 kDa polypeptide. The transcript is spliced from 5 exons. Gene Ontology annotation, cellular component: RNA polymerase II, core complex. The coding region runs from base 1 to 381 and encodes 126 amino acids. Lineage: Eukaryota; Fungi; Basidiomycota; Exobasidiomycetes; Microstromatales. The record is from RefSeq and is a predicted model, not a curated record. Gene Ontology annotation, molecular function: DNA-directed RNA polymerase activity; zinc ion binding; nucleic acid binding. Gene Ontology annotation, biological process: maintenance of transcriptional fidelity during transcription elongation by RNA polymerase II; transcription-coupled nucleotide-excision repair; transcription initiation at RNA polymerase II promoter.
AUGGCUACUGGUGGAAGCAAUCCUAGCCUCAACUUCUGCGCAGAGUGCAACAACCUCCUUUACCCUGAAGUGGACCGAUCCAACCACGUCCUCCUCUACUCGUGCAGGAAUUGCAACUAUCGAGAGGAGGCAAGGGAGAAUGUCGUCUUUCGCAACGACUUGAAGAGUGUCUCCAAGGAGCAACCAGGCGUCAUCGAUAGCAUUCGUACAGACCCGACGCUUCCUCGCAGACAUGACCAUAUCUGUCCGGAGUGUGGGCAUAGCGAAUCUGUCUACUUCCAAGACCAGUCGAAGCGCAUACAGAACAGGAUGAUCCUCUUCUACGUAUGCACCAACUGCGAGGCCUGCUACAUGGACGAGCUUGCGACGGACCAGAGGUGA